CUCUCCUUUUUUUUUUUUUUAGGUUUUUUAAGCUUUUCGCUAAUAAUUUUUAGCGAUCCAAAUUUACAAAAAUUCCAAUAAAAAGAUUAAUCAAUUUUUAUUAUUAAAAAAAUUAAUCAUUAAUUGCUCUAGGGUUUCUUGAUCUAGGGUUUAUCUAGUUUAUUUUUGUUUAUAUCCUCUAAUUCGUCGCUGAAAAGAUUAGGGAAUUGAAGAAAGGGUUUUCGAGAUUCGAGGAACAGCGAAGGAGAAGUGGCGGACUGAGUAUGGUGAUUAAACAAAUAACUGCUUUACAUUGAAAAAGGGAAGUAAGAAAAAGGGUGUUUUGGCUAAGAUGUUGGCAAAGACUGAUAGGUUUGCAGGAGGGUAUUAUUGUGGACCAUAUGAGCCUCCUGGUGAAUCAGAGGGCUCUGGUAGCUCGGGACGAGUUGAUACUGAGAUUACUGCUUCAGAAGAUUCAAGUGCCCCAACAAGGAAAUGUAUCAGUUUGAACCCUGAUAAACGUGACACUUUUGGUGUCCCUAUACAAGUGCUUUCCCUGUCAAACAUGUCACAGUCUAAAAGAAACGAUUUGAUACAUAGUUUGAGACAUGAACUGGAGCAGAUACGGAUGCUUCAGAAGAAAGUUGAGUUGCCAAGGACAAAUGGGGUUACCGUAUCAUCUUCCAGUGAUAUUCUUAGUUGUAGCAAUGGGCAGGUUUUACCUCAUGUACAGGAUAUUCAGAAGUCUGUGAUGGCUUCUGGUCCAGGGAAGAAAGGAAAUCCUCUGAGUGGCAAGGCGUGUGGGUGGAUUCGGAGUUCUUCAGGAAAAUUUAAGUCUGCAAAACAUGCUUCAGAAGCAAACACCACAAAUAUUAUCUUGAUGAAGCAGUGUGAGGGCCUGCUAAAGCGAUUGAUGGGGCAUCAGUAUGGGUGGGUCUUCAACCAACCUGUAGAUGUAGUGAAGUUGAAUAUUCCAGAUUACUUUACUGUUAUAAAGCACCCGAUGGAUCUAGGAACAAUUAAAAGGAAGAUAGCUUCAGGUGGAUAUGCAAGCCCCUUGGAGUUUUGUGCUGAUGUGAGGCUUACUUUCAGCAAUGCAAUGACCUAUAAUCCCCCUGGAAAUGAUGUCCAUGUUAUGGCUGAUACACUUAACAAGUUUUUUGAAGUGAGGUGGAAAAAUAUUGAGAAGAAGUUACCUGUUAUCGGUGCCCAGUUGGUACAAAGUAAAGCUCCUCCCGAGAACAUAGAAAUUUCUAAGGUAAUGCCUCCUGCAAAAAAGAGAAAGACAACCUCAGUGACCCAACAGGUUAUACCGGAGCCUGUAAGGAGAAUGACGGAUGAGGAAAAGCACAAUCUUGGCAGAGAACUGGAAUCUUUACUUGCGGAAAUUCCCAUGCAUAUCAUUGAUUUCUUGAGGGAGCACAGUUCAAAUGGAAGGGAAUCUGGAGAGGAAGAAAUUGAGAUUGAUAUUGACGACCUCAGUGAUGAUACCUUGUUCACAUUGCGGAAGCUUUUAGAUGAGUAUUUGCAAGAGAAACAUAAUAACCAAUCAAGAGCUGAACCUUGUGAAAUUCAGUUAUUGAAUAAAUCUGGACUGAGUUAUUCAUCCAUGCAACAAGCCAAAGGGAAUGACCUGGCUGAUGAGGAUGUUGACAUUGGGGGAAAUGAGCCUCCUGUGUCAAGUAAUCCACCUAUGGAGAUAGAGAAGGAUGCAGGCUAUAGAAGCAUAAAGUCUGUCAGUUCAGGCAGCUCUAGAGAUUCAGACUCUGGCAGUUCUGACAGUGAAUCUGGUGGUGCUAAAGCAUCAAGUCCCGUGGAUGCACUGAAGGUACUGGAAGUUGUAGAUUCCGGGGCUCAAUUAGAUGAAAAGACAAGUGUUGAUGAUUCUAUUGAUAGGAAUCAAUUUGUUAGUGGGUUCGAUCAGCUUGAGCAGACUUCUCAGCCAAAGCUUAGUUCUGUUGAGUCAGAUAGUCACCAAGACGGGGACAGUGCUCCAACUGAGAGACAGAUUUCUCCUGAGAAACUCUACAGGGCUGCUUUAUUGAAGAAUCGAUUUGCUGAUACCAUACUAAAGGCUCGAGAGAAGACACUUACUACACAGGGUGAAAAGGGGGAUCCUGAGAAAUUGCGCCGGGAGAGAGAGGAACUUGAACAGCAAAGGAAGAAAGAAAAGGCACGGUUGCAAGCAGAAGCCAAGGCUGCCGAAGAUGCUCGAAGACGAGCUGAAGCAGAAGCUGCAGCUGAGGCUAGACGGAAGAGGGAGCUUGAGAGGGAUAAGGCACGGCAGGCAUUGCUGAAGAUGGAAAAGACUGUUGAAAUCAAUGAGAAUUCUAGAUUUCUUGAGGACUUGGAAAUGCUUAGAGCUGCCCCUGCCGAGCAUUUGCCAAGCUCGGUGGAUGAAACAAGCCCAGAUCAUUCUCAGGAUGGCCUGGGUAGUUUCAAGUUUGGAAGCAGCAACCCUUUGGAACAACUGGGUUUGUACAUGAAGGAUGAUGAGGAAGAAGAAGAAGGUGAGCCGCCUAGUGUUCCAAAUCCUGUAAAUGAUGCCGAGGAGGGAGAAAUAGAUUGAACUCUGCCAGUCUAUGUGAAACUACUUUAGGGAAAAGAAUAGAAAAGAGAAUACAUUGAUGCUAUAAAAAUUUUGCCUCGGUUUUUGGGGAUUAAACUUC
Molecule: messenger RNA, 2648 nt
Organism: Durio zibethinus
Lineage: Eukaryota; Viridiplantae; Streptophyta; Magnoliopsida; Malvales; Malvaceae
Gene: GTE8
Product: global transcription factor group E8
Molecular function (GO): protein binding
Source: RefSeq, a predicted model, not a curated record